CGGAUGUCAGAUCAUCAUCUUCUCGUUAACGAAACCGUUCUGAUCAGAGUGUCGAUCGAUGCGAUUGAGAAUUGCCAUUGAAAUGGGCAGAUCUGAGUAGGAGCUAUCCAACCAAAUGGCGGAGAGAUUCUUCUCGACGAAACCAAGCUCCGGCGGCGAGAAUCUCCGACGGGAUAACCUCACUCUCCUCUCCGGCCCGAUUUCCUCAGGAAAAACCUCUCUCCUUUUCCAGUUUGCUCUCAGUGUGGCGUCUGCUUCUGAAAACAAUCGUGUCGUUUUCAUCUGUCACCGGAAAAGAAUCGAAUCAAAUCCUCCGUUUCUCUCUCAGGGAAUUGACCCUUCCUCCGAUGUAUUCAAUCGAAUUCAGAGGAAGUAUGUGGAUGGUGAUGAAGGAAUCAGGAAGUACUUUGCUGCGUUUCAUCUUCACAUUGAUCUUCCAUCCGCAGUUGUAAUCGAUGAUUUCGAUGAUUACUUUACUCAAUUUUUGAGUUCUUGGAUUAGGAACUCCAAGGGGACUCUGAUGAAUUCCCGGGCUAGAGACAUGGCGAUGGUCCGGACUCUUGCUCUAUGCCACAAUGCUAUACUCGAUGCCAACAAGAAAGCAGCUUGCGAGGUUGUCUUAUCCGAGACCAAUCCUGGAGACUCUCCGAGGUCGUUGUUCAUCUACAAACGAUGGAUCCCGACAAUCUCUACAAUUAAAGGUGAUGGUGAUGGAUCGUUUCUCUUGAGAAGUAAUGGUUCAUCAUUUGAGAAAAGCGCCAAGUAUUCGAUCGCACUCUAAUAUCUUAUCUUGGAGGAGAUUGUUGAUGGAGAGUUUAACUGAGAAGAGUACUUCCAUUUUUGACACAGUAUGGUUCUAUUUUUACCCUAAUUUUUUUUUGUUCCCCUGUUUAUUGUAGUUUUUUGCUCAGUAUCGUAUUGAGGUACUUAUUUGUGCAAAAUAUUUCUUGGCUCAGUUUAAAAAAAUAUAAAACCUAAUUAUAUA
Molecule: messenger RNA, 985 nt
Organism: Eutrema salsugineum
Lineage: Eukaryota; Viridiplantae; Streptophyta; Magnoliopsida; Brassicales; Brassicaceae
Exons: 7
Coding region: 116-781 (221 amino acids)
Biological process (GO): double-strand break repair via homologous recombination
Cellular component (GO): Shu complex
Molecular function (GO): single-stranded DNA binding
Source: RefSeq, a predicted model, not a curated record